AUGUCUGAGCUACAAUAUUUCUUGAAGGAAGAUGUUGAAAAUUUUUUCAGCGCGGAAUUGUCGAUUCCAGAGGUGGAUUUCUCGAUUCCAAAGCUGGAUUUCUUCCCUGCCUCUGUCCGGGAAGAUGUUGAAAAAAUUUCCAUCGAGGAUUUCUCGAUUCCAGAGCUGGAUUUGUACGCUGCCUCUCUCUUGAAUUAUCAUCCUCUUGUAAUGAUUAGUAGCAAGUUCACUGGUUGUAAUGAAAACAAGCAUGAAGAAGUGGAUAAUCUCUUCCAUACACUCAAUGAUUUAGUUAUAUCGAACCUGAAAGAAUCGUCUGAGAAAUGUAGGACCGAAAUGUCAACAGAAUUAGUGCAUUUCAUCAGGAAAACUCGGUCCAUGAAUUUGCUGGAUGAAAGUAUGAAGGAAACUGGAAAGAAAUUUGGGCUUAGUUGGCAAGAUAGGGUGAAGUUGGCACUCUCCAAAGAUGCUUGUGAUUAUGAUAAAUACAAGAAAUAUGGAGAUGUAGCACCUUAUGGAAAGGAAAAUUUGUUCGAAUCAUUCUCUGCUGCUUACAGGUCAGUUCCAUGUGCUUACAUCUGCAAGAGAAGACCAUUCAUAACAGGUAUGUGGAACCUUUCAGUAGAAGAGGUAUCACUUAACGUAGACUGGGAUGGAAAAACGGCUUCAAAACUGCAAGACAUGUUCAAUGGUUGUAAUCUAAACAAGUAUGAGAAAUUAUACGAACCCUUCAGUCCUGACAAAGCACUCAAGAAAACCGUGCAACAUGUUUUAUCUUUUGUGAUAGCGACCACUGUAUUUCUUUGGAUUAUCAUGAACACAUGCAGCAAGUUAUCAAUUCUCCAACCAAAACAUGGCCCCCUUUUCAUUUGGUCCUCUUUGGUCGAGCCCUUCUGUUUUAUGGUGUUUGUUUGGGUAAUUGCUGCAACGAUUGUAGUUGGUGCACAAUUCUCUCACAUGCAGAGUGCCAUGCUUAUGUUUUGGGCCAUUUUGAUGGUGCUGAAAUCUGCUAAAUCAAUCACUGAAGUGUGCCUUCCGAUAUUUGGAAUCCUUUUGACGGGAUUGUAUGUGCUAAUGGAAAAGCAGCCACCCCACGAAGGUUGA
This is a messenger RNA of Sphenostylis stenocarpa, 1104 nucleotides long. NCBI's taxonomy places the organism in Eukaryota, Viridiplantae, Streptophyta, Magnoliopsida, Fabales, Fabaceae. The record is from the annotation of a GenBank genome assembly.